AAUCUACUUUAGAUCCUGACUCCAACUUCUUCAAACAACUUCAAGAACUUCUUCUUCCAGAGACAAAGGCCCCAUCUCAAUCCCCAUCCUAUCUUCCUGCUCCAGGGACAUUUCCUAGCUCCAAAUGCCUGGAUCUGCAGCAUGUCAUCGACUCCGCUUCAAAAUCCCAGACGACCUUGGAUUUGGAGCCUGCAAGAUCUCCUUCUCCUGUGCCAGAAAACAAUUCAGAUAUUAUCGAAUCGUCGAAUCUAUUUCGACAACUAUAUACACCGUCCGGGAAAUGGGAAUGGAUGGUGGGUCAUGACAUCGAGGACGAAAGUUCUACAUUUCUGUCAGCUAGCACUAUGUGUUCAACAUACUACAAGAGAGGUAGAGUAUUCAAUCGGAGUCUCCCAUAUAUUUGUAAAUCGUGGGAAAUCGUACACUGGGAUAAUUCCUUUUAUUCCGAGCUCGCCUUGUACAAGAAGCAGCUUAGAUCCCUGCAAGGUAGAUGCGUACCCCACGUCAUAGGUAUUUUCACUGGUCCAGGUGCCAUAAAUGUCGCAAUGGAGCCACCCCAUAGCUCAUUCUGGAUCGAGGCUAGCACUGACAUGCCCUUAUCGCUGAAGGAGCGAUGCGUAGAUGCCAUUGCCCAGAUCCACUCCUGUGGAGUUUUCCACGGAGAUAUACAGCUUCGGCACAUUCUCAUAGGUGGCGACGCACGGGUAACGGUUAUCGAUUACCAGAAAAGUGCUGCCGUUGAGCCCAACGAGAAACUCUUUCUAUCGCCUGCUACCGAAGCGGAUCUCCGGAGGGAAAUGCGAAAGGUGAAGAUGAAGCUGGAUUUUCCGGGCGCUCGAGCUUGUGAGAAAGACAGACGGGAGCGAUGCCUAAAGCGGAACAAACAUAACGCGGCCGAAAUCCGGAAAAGCAAUUUGAGCCCGAGCUAUAUACCUCACUUGGAAGAAGUGCCUGAGGACGACGCGCUGAACCCGCCCAUACUCGAUAUGCAAGAGUGGCAGGAUUGGGUAGCUGCACCAAGUCUUCCCCGACUGUUCAUCGUGCCUGGGCAAUCGUUACAGCAGCGAAAGGGCGCAUACGAAGCAUUUCUAAAAUCUCUGGAAUCGGUUCAGACCUCGGCUGAUUUCUAUUCGGGCACUUUCGAUAAUAAACCUAAUAACGGAAGUUCCUCGUCACCACAUGAGGAGGUGGCACAGACGGGACUCCGUGAAGCAAAUUUGCCCCUCACUGAGCUUAUGGAAUUAUCCCCUCGGCCCCCAUCAGCACAGUCCAGACCGCCUGGUGCUUCAUACUCGAUUCUGGGCACCGAGCGAAAACAAGGGACCCAUAAUGCAAUAGACACGCCUCCUCGAGGACUAGAUCCUUUUCACUCUAAACUAAAUCAAGCUCCGCAUCCCUCACCGAGCGCGAUUUCUGAACGACUAGCGCUGCUUCACAGUUUGGCGGAAUCUCCUAUACAAGCUCCGGGUGACCUCCUUCCUUCGCUAGCUCGCCAGCUUCUGAAUACAGAGAUGACCAAGAACGUCCUAUCAAGCGGACUCGUCUGGAUGAUGAGGUCUCCAAAAGCAGUGUGCCGUUCACAGUUGCGACGAAAGGUCCCUCCUUGACCUCGGCAGCUGUUCCUUCACCGGCGGGUUGGGAUACUGAUUAGGUACAUACGACUGGCUAGCUAACCUUCGGUAUCCAUCUUUGCCCCCAUCUCAAAGAAAACAUGAAACUUGGACUCGAGUAGCGAUGCAGAAUCUGGGCAAUUGCGCUCUGCAGGAGCUACCACAUCCUGAUUUAAUUCAGUUGUACCCGCACCACCCUCGAUGGGUUGAGCCGGAUGUUCAGGUGUUUCUUGGACGACUUCAUAAAGUGGAAAAAGGACUCGCUUGGGCCGCGUUGCAGAAUCCUGACAGAAGAAUUACAGGCCCACGCCAUCCUAGAUCAUUGGGUAACUUGAAACGUACUCUUAGCGAAAUACAACACAACCUGGAAC
This is a messenger RNA of Lentinula edodes (shiitake mushroom), 1981 nucleotides long. RefSeq lists its product as uncharacterized. The coding region runs from base 291 to 1607 and encodes 438 amino acids. The record is from RefSeq and is a predicted model, not a curated record. Lineage: Eukaryota; Fungi; Basidiomycota; Agaricomycetes; Agaricales; Omphalotaceae. The transcript is spliced from 6 exons.